Molecule: messenger RNA, 822 nt
Organism: Neurospora crassa OR74A
Lineage: Eukaryota; Fungi; Ascomycota; Sordariomycetes; Sordariales; Sordariaceae
Exons: 3
Coding region: 1-822 (273 amino acids)
Source: RefSeq, a predicted model, not a curated record
AUGGUUUACCUCUGCUAUACUUGCAACCAGUCGUUCUACGAUGAGGAUGAUCUUAAAGAGCAUCUGGAUGACUACUACGGCCAUGAGGCUGCGCACGAAUAUGCGAUGUACGGUUGUGAUACUUGCCUCGCAAUCUUCACCAGCGAUGCUGCUCGCUGGCAGCAUAUGAACGCCAAAGGUCAUGUUGGCCAUGAGUGCCGUGUCUGCGACAACCAGUAUCGCAGCGAGCAGGGUCUUAUUGAGCACGAGGUUGAGGAUCACAACUAUUGCGCCGAUUGCGACAAGUCUUUUCAAAACACCAACAACAUCAAACAGCACCUCAACUCCCGCACCCACCGCGGCCAAAACAUCGACUGUCCCUACUGCCGCAAUCUCUUUACUACCGUAGCCGGCCUGACUACCCACCUGGAGACGAACAGCUGCCGCAGCGCUCCGUCUCUGAACCGUGACACAAUCUUUGAAAUCGUCCGCCAGAGGGACCCGCGUGGCUUCAUCUGCAAGAAUCUCAUUAGCUGGCACGGCGGCGAAUCGAAGCCGGACCGCUGGACAUGCACAGACAGCGCCUGGAACGGCUUCGCCUGGGCGUGUGGCUUAUGCUCUAGAGUGUGUAGGACUAGAGCGGAUUUGAAUAAGCAUUUGAAUUCGCCGGCUCACUACGCCGUCCUUUACCACCGUCCGAACCGCAACUGCCCCUCCGAGUUCAAGACGUUGGCUUCUAUUAUCAGCCACUUGGAGAGCGAGUCGUGCAGCUUCAUGCCGUUCGACAGGGUUCAGAAGCGCAUGCAGCAGGUGUUCACCAGCAGUCAUAUGCUUGAGUUUUGA